Mesoplodon densirostris (Blainville's beaked whale) is the source of this 258-nucleotide messenger RNA. It is a transcript of the gene FCER1G, whose product is annotated as Fc epsilon receptor Ig. The coding region runs from base 1 to 258 and encodes 85 amino acids. Gene Ontology annotation, cellular component: membrane; external side of plasma membrane; Fc-epsilon receptor I complex. The transcript has 5 exons. NCBI's taxonomy places the organism in Eukaryota, Metazoa, Chordata, Mammalia, Artiodactyla, Ziphiidae. Gene Ontology annotation, molecular function: IgE receptor activity; IgG binding. The record is from RefSeq and is a predicted model, not a curated record. Gene Ontology annotation, biological process: neutrophil chemotaxis; antigen processing and presentation of exogenous peptide antigen via MHC class I; T cell differentiation involved in immune response.
AUGUUUCCAGCAGUGGUCUUGCUCUUACUCCUGGUUGAACAAGCAGCGGCCCUGGGAGAGCCUCAGCUCUGCUAUAUCCUGGAUGCGAUCCUGUUUUUAUAUGGUAUUAUCCUCACCCUGCUCUACUGUCGACUCAAGCUGCAGGUGCGAAAGGCAGCUACAGCCAACUAUGAGAAAUCAGAUGGCAUUUACACGGGCCUGAGCACCCGGAACCAGGAGACUUAUGAGACCCUGAAGCAUGAGAAACCGCCACAAUAA